Closterium sp. NIES-67 is the source of this 1898-nucleotide messenger RNA. The record is from the annotation of a GenBank genome assembly. NCBI's taxonomy places the organism in Eukaryota, Viridiplantae, Streptophyta, Zygnematophyceae, Desmidiales, Closteriaceae.
AAUGCUCGUUUUCUCGUUUCUCAGUUGUCUCUCCGUUUAUCGAUUCUCUCACCUCUCAGCUCCCAGAGCAGGUCGACGUGUUUUCGUUUCCAGUAGUUUUUCGGCGACUCGACCUGUCAAUCUUGGCAUGCCUGUCGCACAGUUUUGUAGCCGAAGCGCACAUCUCCCUAGGCUUGCACUCUCUUGCGCGAAAACUUCUCCAAUAUUCUCGUAAAUUAUUUAAUUGUUUAUUACUGAUUGAGACUGAGUUUCCUCAUGGACCCUAGUACAGCUGAGGCGACUGCUGAGGCUUCACCAACGGCCCCCGUUGCUGCUGCUGCACAUGCCCCGAUAACUACUAGCGGAGAUCAAUCGUCCGCAAUUCAUGCGCCUUCCGCCACUGAUGCGCCUUCCGCCGCUGACGCGCCUUCCGCUGCUGACACGCCUUCCGCCACUGAUGCGCCUUCCCCUGCUGACGCGCCUUCCGUUGAUGCGCUUUCCGCCACUGAUGCGCCUUCCGCUGUUAACGCGCCUUCCGCCACUGAUGCGCCUUCCGCCGCUGACGCGCCUUCCGCUGCUGACACGCCUUCCGCCACUGAUGCGCCUUCCCCUGCUGACGCGCCUUCCGUUGAUGCGCUUUCCGCCACUGAUGCGCCUUCCGCUGUUAACGCGCCCUCCGCCACUGAUGCGCCUUCCGCCGCUGACGCGCCUUCCGCUGCUGAUGCGCCUUCCGCCACUGAUGCGCCUUCCGCCACUGAUGUGCCUUCCGCCGCUGAUGCGCCUUCUGCUGCUGAUGCGCCUUCCGCCACUGAUGCGCCUUCCGCUGUUGACGCGCCUUCCGAUGCUGACGCACCUUCCGGCGCUGAUGCACCUUCCGCCACUGAUGCGCCUUCCGCUGCUGAUGCGCCUUCCGCUGAAAUAGCGCCUCUUUCCGCUGCAACCGUGAAUUCCGCUUCCCCGUCCGCGCCCCCUACUAGUACCAGCAACACAACCAUGGCCCCCGGAAUGGGCAACACAACUGCCCAUUCCGAAAUCUCCCCAGAGCCAACCACCGCCGCUCCUCACCCUCCGUCGAAUGCGUCGCCUGAUGCGGCGCCCACCGCGCCAGCCGCAACUGCUCCGCCCCCUCCGCCAUCCGCCAUUGCUCCGCCGAAGAUGCGCAAGGUGCUGAUUCCGCUGGACGACACGUCAGCAAGCCACGAGGUGCUGGAGUGGGCGGUGGACCGCUUUCUGGAGCCCAGUCGCGACUACGUCUUCCUGCUGCACGUGCUCUCGCCCUUCAUGCCUACAGUCGGCGGCCCCGCGUCCGUCUCUGGCGGAGCGCUGUCGCCGUUCCCCUCCAUGAUCUCGCUACCAGGCCUCCAUGUCAGCAGUGAUGAUCUGGCACAGGCGGCCACGGCACGGAGGAACGAAUCAGAAGUGAAGCUGCAGGGAGUGGCCAGGGAGCUGGCAGAACGUGGAGUGGCGUGUGAGGGGCACGUGGAGCUUGGGGAUGCACGCCACGUCAUCUGCCACGUGGCAGAGCAUUUUCACGUGGACGCUGUGGUGAUGGGCAGCAGGGCCCGAGGAGCCAUGAAGAGGAUGAUGCUUGGCAGUGUUAGCGACUACUGUGCACAUCACUCUCCUGCGCCCGUUCUCGUGGUGCGGCAUCACCACCACCACCACCACCACCAUCACCAGGACAUUAGACAGGGCAGUGCUAUGCAUUCCAGCAGCAGGCAGGAUGCAGCCGAGGCUGCUGCAGCAUAGCUUUUUGCGCCUAACCUGCUUAGUGUAAGGGGGUCCAACCUGCUGGAGGCUAAGUAGGUUGGUGGCUUGGCCUCUUCGCUGGAAUCUGUUAUGAUAUGUCCAGGUUGAUUCCGAGUACAGCUUGUAAGGUUUUUACUUGACUGACUCCAGAUGGCGGAGCAAGGGUGUCA